AUGCUCGAUCGGAAGCCAACAGACGCGGAUGAGGAAGAUCAACAGAUUAUGGCGAGUUUUAUGAAAACCAAAAAGUGGCGCAAGAUCUUAGAACUAGGGCAAGAACUAACGCCCGCCCAGCGAUCAAACUAUUUGUGGGCCUGGCCCCUUGAACACGACGUGGAACGGUUCAGUGACGCACUAAGUCGCCACGGUAUACAAAAUAUUGCCAGCAUUGGCUGCGGUACUGGAUUGCUCGAGUGGAUCAUUGGCUGUGCAAAUGACACAGUUACUGUUGUCGGCAUUGAGAUCGAUCAGGAAUGGUGGAGCUCAAAGUACUCACCGGUCCGUUACAUUCCACUAGUGUUCGUCGAUGGGUCAGACAGUUCCAUCAAGGAAGUAAUGUCCAAAUGGCACGACGAUCCCCUAGCUUCACUUUUGUUCUGCUACUUCAACAAUGGCGUAGCGUUUGAACAGUAUGUAAAAGAGUUUAACGGUCGCUUCGUAAUACUGAUUGGUCCGGACGGUGAAAAGGGUGUGCAUACCAAUCCCUUGCCUUUGGCACCCGGUGAAUGGUUUUGCCGUGAGUGGAAGCUGGUGAACGAUUUCACCAUCGGUAGUGAAAACAUUAAUUGCGUUGCCAUCUACGAGCGGAUACGGUCUGACCUCUUAACCGUUUAG
Anopheles stephensi (Asian malaria mosquito) is the source of this 660-nucleotide messenger RNA. RefSeq lists its product as uncharacterized. The coding region runs from base 1 to 660 and encodes 219 amino acids. NCBI's taxonomy places the organism in Eukaryota, Metazoa, Arthropoda, Insecta, Diptera, Culicidae. The record is from RefSeq and is a predicted model, not a curated record. The transcript has 2 exons.